GAUGGUCGACGGUUCCCUGCCCAUGCAGCCCGUCGUUCUCAAGCCUCGCGUUUGAGAAAGUUUGACGCAUUCAAGUAGAUGACAGAGCUCUCUCUUCGACCUCGAUCGUUGUCUUCAGAGGAGUGUACGUCGAGCGACAGUCAGGCUAGAGAUCCUUGAAGCUGCAGAAUCGUCUCCGGCUUUGUGUUCUCAUAGAGGUCUUCUGAUUGCACAGGGUUUACGCCGGGCGCCACUGUUCUUUCUCGAACGACGUAACCUACGCAUCACCUCCCCUCCUCGCCCACUUUGGGCUCUCCUUACGAGACGCUUGCCUCUUUCCACUCUUUGACGCUUGAUAUCAGCCCAACAGCGGCGCUAUGAAGGGCAUCCUCAAAAACUCGUCGAGUGCCAAGGGCUACCUCGUCCUCUCCCAGCACGACAACGCACCCAGUCCGACGGUCGAGAUACCGGCUACGCCUGGCUCCUACGACGACGAGCACGAUGGAUGGGCCGAGACACCGACCUCGCCCGAGUUCGAGAAAGCGCACGACAAGGACAGGCGGUGGUAUGCACGCAUUCUGCGCAGGAUCAAUACGUGGGCGGACCGCCAGCCGCGCAUCGUGCGCUUGAAGGAGAUUGCGGACGCGAACUAUGGGAUGCUGCUUAUUAUGCUGUCGCAGUUCUUUUUCUCGUUUAUGAACUUGGGCGUGAAGAUCUUGAAUACGCUGGAGAAGCCUGUGCCUACUAUGGAGCUCAUCAUCGUGCGGAUGGUCAUCACGUUUCUCUGCUGUGUCAGCUACAUGGUCCUCCGAAAAGUCCCAGACCCAUUCCUGGGCCCAAAGGGCGUGCGACUGCUGCUCGUGGCGAGAGGACUAUUCGGCUUCUUCGGCCUCUUCGGCGUGUACUAUUCGCUGCAGUACCUCUCGCUCGCGGACGCGACGACGCUGACCUUCCUCGGUCCGCUGGCUACUGCGAUCUCGGGGCGGAUAUUCCUGAAGGAGGCGUAUUCGAAGAGGGAGGCGUGUGCUGCAAUAUGCAGCUUGCUGGGUGUCAUAUUGAUCGCACGACCUCCGUUCCUGUUUGGUCACAGCGAGUUACCUGGCGCUGGAGCGCAUGAGGGGGUAGGCGGGGAGACUGGUGCGGUCCUGGCUACGACGGCGCAGCGAUUGCGGGCUGUGGGUGCGUCGUUGAUCGGUGUAUGCCUUGGCUCGUUGGCCCAGUGUGCUAUACGGGCAAUCGGGACGAAGGCACAUGCGAUGCACUCGAUGACGUUCUUUUCGCUGUGGUGUGUGAUUGUGUCGAGUACUUCGAUGACGACGCUCGAUAUCCACAUGAUGGUUCCUCAGCGCUGGGAGUGGGGAGCUGUUCUCGUUUUUAUUGGGUUGUGUGGGUUCUUUGCACAGACAUUGGUUACUAUUGGGUUGCAGAGGGAAACGGCUGCAAGAGGUGCUAUGGGUGUAUAUAUUCAGGUCAUCAUUGCGGGAUUUCUGGAGUACAUGUUUUUUGGGGUCGUACCGACCCUGCUCAGUCUGGUGGGCGCUGGGAUAAUCAUCGCCUGCGCCGUGUUCAUCGUGAUGACCAAAAAGGUCGAGAAAAAGAUUGCAAGGAUCGACACGGCGGUUGAGGAAGGCUUGCUCGCAAGGCGUGACUCGCAUGAAUCCGGCUCAGAAGAGGGUAGUGAAGGGGAGGUGGUUAAGCUCGAGAGCAUUAGCCAUGAAGGAGUAGCGCAGGGCGCCAUUCAGGUGGUGAUGCGCGCGUAGCUGACUUGUGUUUGAUGGUUUGAUCCUAAGGGAAUAGGUGGUUCGAGUAGAUAUAGAUUCGGAUAGAAGGUUGUACUACAUAUUAGAAGGGCUUCUGCAUCUCCCAGUGUACAAUUGAACCUUGUAUUUAUGUUCGAGUUGACCAAUGAUCUUAAUU
Coniophora puteana RWD-64-598 SS2 is the source of this 1896-nucleotide messenger RNA. RefSeq lists its product as uncharacterized. The record is from RefSeq and is a predicted model, not a curated record. The transcript is spliced from 12 exons. Gene Ontology annotation, cellular component: membrane. Lineage: Eukaryota; Fungi; Basidiomycota; Agaricomycetes; Boletales; Coniophoraceae. The coding region runs from base 357 to 1739 and encodes 460 amino acids.